GUUUCGAGUGAUCCUGUGCAUUUCAUCUCGACAAAAUACAGACCAUCACGCAGCACACUUCACAAAAUGGAGGCACCACCAAAGUUUGUGUUUUAUGCCUAUGCGCCUUCGUUACCCGCGGCCAUCAUUUUUGUCAUCGCCUUUGGUUUGUCAACCAUCUGGCACAUCAAGCAGCUCUGUCAAUCCCGCACCUGGUACUUUAUACCAUUCAUCAUCGGAUGUCUUUUUGAGACUGUGGGAUACGUCGGCAGGGCCAUCUCAUCAACCGAGUCGCCCAACUUCAACAAGAACCCUUACAUCAUCCAGUCGGUGCUCCUGCUCCUGGGACCUACGCUCUUCGCCGCGUCAAUAUACAUGACCCUCGGGCGCAUCAUCCGCCUGCUCGAUGCCGGCCAGUACUCGCUGGUGCCUGCUCGCUGGAUAACAAAACUUUUUGUCCUGGGCGAUGUGCUCUCCUUCUUUGCCCAGGGUGCCGGAGGUGGCUUGUUAACUACCGCAAAGACCGAAAACGACGUCGCCAAGGGCCAAAACAUCAUCCUCGGCGGCCUGGGCAUCCAGAUCCUCUUCUUCAGCUUCUUCGUCAUCGCGACGGCCGCCUUCCACGUGCGCAUCUACCGCAGCCCCACGACCCAGUCGCUCAACACCACGACGCUGUGGGUGCCGAUGCUGUACGUCCUGUACAUCGCCAGCCUCCUCAUCCUGAUCCGGUCCGUGUUCCGCAUCGCCGAGUACUCCCAGGGCUCGAGGGGGCUGCUCAUGACUCACGAGUACUUUCUUUACCUGCUCGACGCGCUACCCAUGUUUGCCGUGUGUGCGCUGUUCAACUGGAUGCACCCGAGCAAAGUCAUUGGCAGGUGUAGUCACGUCGAGGGGGGUGGCGGAGCGGGUGUCAAGACUGAGAGCAGGCAGCGUCUGGGGGUUUACUUCAGCAGCGCCGAGCUCCCAGCAAGUCUUGCCCGCGCGCUCUGA
Messenger RNA from Pyricularia oryzae 70-15, 969 nucleotides. RefSeq lists its product as uncharacterized. The coding region runs from base 67 to 969 and encodes 300 amino acids. The record is from RefSeq and is a predicted model, not a curated record. The transcript has 4 exons. Gene Ontology annotation, cellular component: membrane. NCBI's taxonomy places the organism in Eukaryota, Fungi, Ascomycota, Sordariomycetes, Magnaporthales, Pyriculariaceae.